AUGUCGCAUCAGCAGCCUGCCGUCGUCCCUUCGUCGGGAGUAUCAGAUUCUCCCUCUGACACUGGCAGCUUCAAAGGCAAAAGCAAAGUCGAAAACGAUGGAUAUCCCAGCGAUUCAGUGCCUCCAACCGCACCAGCCCUGGCUGCUCAGCAGGGGCAGCGCAUGGAAGCGGCAAUGGGAGAUGCGAUUCUACGAUUUCUGCGAAUAAGAAAACCUCGAAGGAACGACACCUACGAUCUCGAUGCGGUCGCGACGCAGCCUAGCAUCUGGGACUCGCCCGACAUCGAACGAUACAAGGAACUGUAUAUCCACCCGCAGUGGGAGAACUGGUCGGCCUUUGAUCCCAACUUUCGUUGGACAUGGCGCGAAGAGAAUGCUGUUCGGCACAAAGUCGACUGGAAGAUCAUGGUUUGGAUGUGUAUCAUGUUUGCAGCGUUGAACAUCGACAGGAACAACAUCCAGAACGCUGUAUCGGAUAACAUGCUUGAUGAUUUGGGCAUUACGCAUGCCGACUAUAAUAUUGGACAAACCAUUUCCAGAGUUGGCUUCCUCGUUGCUGAGUUGCCCUCGCAGCUGAUCUCGAAGAGAAUUGGGCCCGAUAUGUGGAUUCCCAUCCAGCUUUGUAUCUUCAGUCUCAUCUCCGCGAUGCAGUUCUUUCUGAAAGGUCGUGCAUCAUUUCUUGCUACACGAUACUUGAUUGCUACAUUCCAAGGAGGCUUCAUUCCUUACUGGUACACUGGCACAAGGCUCCCAAUUCGACUAGCCUGGUUCUGGAUGUCGUCGCAACUCGUCGAUAUUGGAGUUGGUUUCGCUGCCGUCGGUAUGCUCUCCAUGCGUGGUAUGCUUGGAUAUGAAGUCCUAAUCGGGGUUGCAUCCUUCUUCCUGAUGCCGCAGUCGCCAGCGAAGACCAAGAGCUGGUGGAACCCGAAGGGCUACUUCACCGAGCAUGAACAGAAGAUUAUUGUCAACUCUGUUAUCCGCGACGAUCCUCAGAAGGGAGGCAUGUACAACAGACAAGGGUUGUCAGUGCGUCAAAUCUGGGAAUGCACCAAAGACUACGAUAUGUGGCCUCUCUACGCUCUCGGUCUUCUCUUCGGCCUGCCAAAGUACCCCGUCAACCAAUACCUCACAUUAUCCUUCCGUGGCCUGGGUUUCAACGUCAUCGAGACCAACCUUCUGUCGAUUCCAUAUAUCGUCGGCUCCUGCAUCACGAUGCUUGCCAUUACAGCGUUCAAACGCGGUUCGCUAACAGCACCCAGCACUCAUCCCAUCCAAGUCGCGUGGACGAGCAGAAAUGCGGGGUCUGUGCAGAACAGAACUGUCUCAGCAUCACUUUACAAUAUGUGGGUUCAAGUCAGUGGAAUGAUCGGAGCAAACAUCUAUCAGCCGAGUGACUCGCCACGAUACUUCAAAGCUAAUACAGGUUUACUCGUCAUUUGUGUAUGGAUGUGUCUCGUUCAAUAUCCUGGAACAUUCUUUUAUUACAGAUGGAGGAACAACCAGAAGGCUAAGAAAUGGGACGCCAUGACACCAGAGGAGCAGCAUCAAUACAGGACUACCACAACCGACAAGGGCAACAAGCGGUAA
Fusarium redolens is the source of this 1587-nucleotide messenger RNA. RefSeq names its product major facilitator superfamily domain-containing protein. The coding region runs from base 1 to 1587 and encodes 528 amino acids. The record is from RefSeq and is a predicted model, not a curated record. Gene Ontology annotation, molecular function: transmembrane transporter activity. Lineage: Eukaryota; Fungi; Ascomycota; Sordariomycetes; Hypocreales; Nectriaceae. Gene Ontology annotation, cellular component: membrane. The transcript has 15 exons.